This is a messenger RNA of Heterocephalus glaber (naked mole-rat), 7872 nucleotides long. RefSeq names its product dopamine receptor D3 (gene Drd3). The record is from RefSeq and is a predicted model, not a curated record. Gene Ontology annotation, molecular function: G protein-coupled receptor activity; dopamine neurotransmitter receptor activity, coupled via Gi/Go. Lineage: Eukaryota; Metazoa; Chordata; Mammalia; Rodentia; Bathyergidae. Gene Ontology annotation, biological process: negative regulation of cytosolic calcium ion concentration; negative regulation of adenylate cyclase activity; adenylate cyclase-inhibiting dopamine receptor signaling pathway. Gene Ontology annotation, cellular component: plasma membrane.
UAGAGAGUGGAAAAUUGAGAUUAAAACGAGCACUGAGAGGGAAUACACAUGUACUAAAAAGCACAGUAGCGAAGCAGACAGAGACACAGAGGGAAAAGAGGAGAACAAGGUAGAAAACGAAUCCUCCGUAUGCCAGUUCAUCUCUCUUUCAGCACCAAGGACAGAUCCUCUGAACAGCUGACCCGAACAACGUUCAGUUUAGGGUCGUCCUAAUCCCCUAGGGAAAACGGAUGCAUUGGAAAGCAGCUAUUGAACAUGCAGUAUAGUCUAAGAGGGAAGCUGGAAGAGCAACAUACAAGUAAUUUCAGCUUACAGGCAAAAAUGGGUGAUUUUGUUUCUGUUCAUUUCCAUAGUUUCUGAGUCCUGUGAAAGGCUAAGUUUGCUUUGCUUGGGUAUUUCUGUUGUCAAUAAAUGGCUGCAAGAGCUGAGGUGCUAAACUUCAAUCUCCAGAAAUCAGAGGAAAUCUUCAGGGAAUUCUUCUGGGUCAGAUUGUUCCCUCUGGACUAUGGCACCUCUGAGCCAGUGGAGUGGCUACAUCAACUCCACUUGCGGAGCAGAGAACUCCACGGGUGCCAACCGGGCCCGCCCAUAUGCCUACUAUGCCCUGUCCUACUGUGCGCUCAUCCUAGCCAUCAUCUUCGGGAAUGGCCUGGUGUGUGUGGCUGUACUGAGGGAGCGGGCCUUGCAGACUACCACCAACUACCUCGUAGUGAGCCUGGCUGUGGCAGACUUGCUGGUGGCCACCUUGGUGAUGCCUUGGGUGGUCUACCUGGAGGUGACAGGUGGAAUCUGGAAUUUCAGCCGCAUUUGCUGUGACGUUUUUGUGACCCUGGAUGUCAUGAUGUGUACAGCCAGCAUCCUGAACCUCUGUGCCAUCAGCAUAGACAGGUACACCGCGGUGGUCAUGCCUGUUCACUAUCAACAUGGCACAGGCCAGGGCUCUUGCCGGCGUGUGGCCCUCAUGAUUACAGCUGUGUGGGUACUCGCAUUUACUGUGUCCUGCCCUCUCCUCUUUGGCUUCAACACAACAGGAGACCCCAGCAUCUGUUCCAUCUCCAACCCUGAUUUUGUCAUCUACUCUUCGGUAGUGUCUUUCUAUGUGCCCUUUGGAGUGACUGUCCUCGUCUAUGCCAGGAUCUACAUGGUGCUGAGACAAAGGAGAAGGAAACGGAUCCUCACUCGACAGAACAGUCAAUGCAUCAGCAUCAGGCCUGACUUCCCUCAGCAAUCUUCCUGCCUUCGACUGCACCCUAUCCGACAGUUUUCAGUAAGGACCAGAUUUCCAUCAGAUGCCACAGGAAGAAUGGAACACAUAGGAGAUAAACAAUACCCCCAGAAAUGUGAGAACCCUCCCUUUUCACACCCGCAGCCCCUUUCUCCUGGCCAAGCACACACAGAGCUGAAACGCUACUACAGUAUCUGCCAAGGUACCACCUUGAGGCGACCAAGCUUCCAAGAAGAAGAAGGAGAACUGAAAAGGGAGGAGAGAACUCAAAACUCCCUGAGCCCCACCAUGGCACCCAAGCUCAGUUUAGAAGUUCGAAAACUCAGUAAUGGCAGAUUAUCAACAUCCCUGAAACUGGGUUCCUUACAGCCUCGGGGAGUGCCACUUCGAGAAAAGAAGGCAACCCAGAUGGUGGCCAUUGUACUUGGGGCCUUCAUUGUCUGCUGGAUGCCCUUCUUCUUGACCCACGUUCUUAAUACCCACUGCCAAGCAUGCCACGUGUCCCCAGAGCUUUACAGAGCCACUACAUGGUUGGGCUAUGUGAAUAGUGCCCUCAACCCUGUGAUCUAUACCACCUUCAAUGUAGAGUUCCGCAAAGCCUUCCUCAAGAUCCUGUCUUGCUGAAGGAAGAAAGGAGAACCCACACCAACCUCUAACUGCCAAGCUGUUGAGCCCCCUGGCCAGGGCCUGCUCAGAAAGACUGCAAUGUCCUCUGGCAUGUGGUGCAAAGAUUCCUGGAAACAGGUGUCCCUGCAUGGCAGAUGUGACCAACUUCUUCCUACAAAACAGAAUGUUCUACCUCCCCAACCAGCAUCUGACUUCAUUCUGACAAUCAAAGGGUUGAGAGCCCUUAAAGGAUAAGCAAUAAUUCCGAAAGAAGCUGAUAAAACAUGACUCUUCACAACUCACACACAUACACACACACACACACACACACACACACACACACAUGCACACAAAAUUAUCAUUGGAGGCAUGAUUCAUUAUAGUGAAGGAUAAAUGAACAGAUUUCAUCCUUCUCAACUUGCAAAGGGGUCCUUUAAAUCUCAGCCAGCACACCAUCUUGCAGAACAGCCAGUCUCUCUUCCUUCAGACUUCCAAAUGUCAGCACAACUCACCUGGUACUCUUGUGCACCCAUUCUCUCUGGGUUGCUUUCUUCUUUCAGUGUACCUUGAAAUAUGAAAGGCAAGGCAGUGCUUCUACCUCGCUGUAGAAUCUAAUUGGCUAAGUUGGUGAAGAGAUUCCUUACCCCAACAGAGACACUGUCCCACAUUGGGACCUGUGCUUUUAUUUUCGAGCCUUGCUACCCCUUUAUUUAACUCUGGCUAGGGCUGGGAAUUUAGCUCAGUGGUUCUGGCACCUGCCUUGCAAUUGCAAGGUCCCAGUUUGAUCCCCAGUAUCAAAAAAACUCUCUAUUUUAACUCUGGCUAAGGAGGCCCUUUGAUUCUUCCCUAACUCUCUUAAGGCAAUCUCAAAGUCUUAAUGUCUAGAGUCAUUCAAGAUGCAAAAGUUAAGGAGGAAUGACAAUUGUCAGUGCUCAAAGUUCACCAUUGAACUUUGUGAUUCAGAACAUACCUUAGGUAUGCUUUGCAUAAUACUAGAAGAUUAUCCUAGCCAGGGCAUCUUUAUCUUCUGAUUAACAGAGUACUUUCAGACCCUGAGACUCUCUAAUGAGUGUCAGGCACCUCCUAGCUUCUGAAUAAAUAACAAUGGCUAAGAUAUCUCCUGUCUUCAAGAAGUUUACUGCUUGCUCCUAUGUUUGCUCAUUUGCUAAUCAGUCUAAGGGUGGUAGGGACUCACCCAGACUGCCAGCAGACCUCAGAGCUGAGGGCACCAUGUUUGGUGGCUGUCCAGAGGCAUUACAUGGAUACUUUGUAAAAUCCUGUGAAAAUCCUAAAUAUCACCACUUUAAUGACUAAGAUUAAAAGUAUAACGAAAAUAACUUGUAAAUGCCAUUCACAAUUGUACUUAGAAGGAACUAAAAUAUUCUCACCAUUCACUUCUCUGACAAAAAGCUAUUUUUUAUUGAUUGUAUAAUCAAGAUAAAAUUUGUGGAUAAUUCAUGAAAUGUUUUCAUCCUGAAUGUCAAUUAAUUAUCUUUUAAGAGGUAGUAGUGUAUAGGCACAAUAGAUACAUGUUGCAAUGCUGUUAAAACUUUAAAGUGCACAAGAACUUUACAAGGAAUCCAAGGCCUCUCUUGCCCAGUCUUUAUUCCUCUAACCCUUAAGUUUAGAACAAGGAAACAUAUGUAACACUAGUGAAUUAGUUAUCUGUUACUCCUGAAUGCUUUUAAUUCCAGCAUUUUAAGAAAUUAUUAUCUAUAAUAAUGUUUAUAUUGUAAAUUGGCAGAAAAAUUCAGUCUGCCCCCUAAUACUUGUACCCUGUGGCAUCCAGCUCAAUAGGUUAUGGUGCAGGCAAAGGUGAAUCCUGGAACAAUUAAAAUUUGCAAAAGUAAAGAUUCAUGGCUCCUAGAUUUUUCUAUGCAAAAUAAACAGAAAACAGGUAAGACAGUCGGACAAAAGACUAUAGAAUUAUGUAUCAAAAUCAGAGUUUUGAAGCUAGAAAUAUAAACAACAUAGGUAUUAGUACCUUUAUGAAGAACAGUGAUGGUAAAUAUUUUGUACCCUUUCUUUAAGCAAGUAUUCACCCUUUAUAAAAACUUUAGGCAAGAAAAACUUGUUUUAUAGAUGAAGAAAUUGAGGUAGAAGGAGGUUAAGACACUUGCCCCAGGUCACAUGCAAAGUGACUAAGUGGCAGAACAAGGAUUCACAAGUACAUCCAUCUCAUUCCCCUACCAUGCUAUCAGCCAUUGUGGAAUACUGCAUAUCACCACAAAGGUGAAGGAAAGGGUGGGAAAAAAAAGGAGAGAAGAAAAAGAUGAAACAAAAAUCAAUCCGGGGAGAAAUUUCACCCUGCCCCAUCCACCUGUACCCAAAGUUCAUAGAACCCAACCCAAGAUAUUAAUCUCACUCUCUUGCUAUGUUCAGUUUCUAAAACAGUAGCCAGGGACAUCAAUAUCUAUUUUUGGAGAAUCUUGGAACAGUCCUUAGAAUGUAUUUGGUUCUACUCCUUCCUCCAUUUAUAUAAUUAGGAACUGAGGCCCAGAACAAUUGUUCUCUCAGUUGGUUAAUCAUGGCAGAGAAUUACUCAAAUGUGCUAAAUCCUAGUUUACUGCUCAUUUAACUCUCUCAUACUUUCAAAAACCCUGUAAAAAAUAUAAACUUCAUAUAGAAAUAUAGUGAAAGUUAUAUUACACUUCCACCCUUAAACUGAGAGGCAUCUCUUACUUAGAUAAUGUGUAUUAUCCCAAACAACAUCUGCUUCAAAGAUGCUUUCUUCUGAUCCAGGAAGCACUUCCUAAUGGAAUCCCAGAUACAUCUCCCAAGGACCCACUUCAGUCUCUAUCCUGAUACCCUUCAUUUUACCUCCUGUAUUCUACAGUUCCCACUAUGAACCAGCACACUCAACCUCAGGGCUCACUACUUUCAGAACCAACAAGGUCAAAAAUCUCAGAAGAAAUGUUGGCCUGAAUGAAGCAGAGCAGAGUUCUUGGAGACAAUUAUUCUACAACAUAAAGAAGUCCAUACUUGCCCACUUUAUUUGGGAAAAACUCAAAUAGUAUGAAAAUCAAAAAAAAUUACAACCAACAUUCAAUUCUAGACCUUAAGUAAACAUUUCCUUCUUCUAGGACAUUACUCUCUAGUAAUUAUUUACUAAAUCAAUCAUUCAUUUACUAAAUAAUGAUUGACCACCUUCUAUGUGUCAAGCAUGGUGCUUGCUGCUGAGAAAUAUCAUCCUGGAGGACAUGAUUCCUGCCUCCUAGAAGCUUUUAGUCUAGUAAGGAGAUAGCAUUUUUGUGUACAGUGAUGGCCUGCUUGUUGUCUGUAAUAAAGAAAACUCCUGGUGUUUGGAAGCCCUCUAUUCAGUCUUAAGAUUUCCCAGACAAGUAUUGUCAGAAUUGAGACAUAAAAAGGUAGAAAGAGUGUUGCUUGAAGAGCAUCCCUCUGAAGAGCUAAAGAUAAGAACAAGCAAGGACCAUGCAGGGAAUUCCAAACAAUUCCAACUGGCCAUAAAGAAGGGGCCCUAGAGAGAGAAUGGGAAAGGAAGGGGCUUCAUUUCUAAAGAUUUCCUGCGGCUCUGCUCUGGUGACAGAUGAGCUGAUUGUGCUACUUGUUUGAGAAGAUCUCCAGAUUGUGCCACCCCUACCCCACAAGGCACACUGCAGACCAUCCACUAUUUAACUGUUUCUCACUGAGCUACAUGGCGAUUUUAACAAAUGCAGGAUUCAGUUUGAAUUAUCUCUUUUCUCUGAGAGAGGACUGCUAUUUGGAUAUAUGUGGCAUCAGAGAUGGUUAACAUCAAGACAGCUGAGAGACUUUGGGGUUGGAAACCAAGGGAUAUCAGCAGAGAUGUGUUUUUAUAAAUGCUUGGGUCAGAACUAAACAGAGAGGAAGAAGGGUUAAGGGAUUCACUCAGAACUGGCUUUUUGCUCGAAGUCUUAACUCCCAGGUCUAUGCUCUGAUCAUUUGGUAUCUGCUGACAUUAGAAAACUAAAAAAACCUAAUUUGAAUCAAUACACAGAGAGCAGGGAGGGGAUGACAGGCAAUUAACUUGAUUCCUCCAUUCUACCUAAUUGUCUGCUCAUCAGCUUAGGAAGGGAGUGAGUUUCCAUGACUACCUUCUGACACAAAGACUCAGUGCAGGUGAAGCUAGCAUCUGCUGUGUUCUGGGGCACACACUGGCAGAGGCGGAAACUAAGAGUUCACACCACGCGCAAGACCUGGGUCCUCUUGUUCCACCCACCCUCACCUGAACUAAUCACCCCAUCUCCAUCAUGUGCAUGGAAUGCCUGCAUAGUUUCCUGGGUACAAGCAGGAGAAGCUAUAAAUCUCUGAGGAUGGCUGCCCCUGGAGAGGGAGCUGGGCUGAACUCAAGGUGUCUCUAACCACCUUGUGGGAAAGACAAGGGAUAGAAAUGUACCAAGGGCUGGAGCUCUAGUGCUCACACAGACAAGUAACCUUGCACGAGUGAUUUAAUCUCUCAGCUGUUGUUUCCUCAUGCAUAAAAUGGAGACCUAAGGCCUGCUCUACCUUAUUACACCAUUUAAAGAUUAGAUAUAAUCACAAAUUAGAAGUUUUCUUUAUCUAUUCCUGUUGCUAUAACAAAAUACCACAGACUGGAUAGUUUAGAAAUAAUAGAAAUUUAUUUUCUCACAGUUUGGGAGGCUGGAAAAUCCAAAAUCAAGGCACCAGCAGACAUAGUCUCUGGCCAAGGCCUGGUUUCUCCUCCUAAAAUAAGUGUCUUGUGACUGACAAGUGCCUCAUCUGAAAGAUGAGACAAAUGCUUUGUCCUCACGUGGCAGAAAGGCAAAAGACUUAGCCAGUCUCCCCUCCCCUAUUUAUAAAGCCCUAAUCCCAUGCAUAAGGGCAGUGCCUUCAUGGCCUAAUUACCUCUUAAAAUUCUCACCUUUUAGUAUUGUUGUACUAGGGAUUAAGUUUCAACAUGAAUUUUGCAGGGGACACAAACAUUUAAACCACAGCAGAAGUGUUUACUCGACUGUAAAGCCCUAAAAAAUAUGUGAUUGCUAUUACAAUUGAUGUUGUUAUUACUUGUCCCCUAAGCAACUGUUGCUAUAAUAUUGAUCUGGCUCAUAGCCCACUCAGAACCUUGUUCUCAAGUUAUAUGGCACAGCCUUUUCAACUUUCUAUGUGAAAAUCAGAUUUUUCUUUUGUCUUCUGUUCUCGAAAUGUGCCCGGGAUUCUUUACUGACUUUGUAGUCUGAUGCUAGAGGAACAGGUGGCAUCUAACAGGGCACCCAUUCCUGCUCACACAGCCACAUUCUCAGUACAUUAUGAUCUAAUACCCAGGUUGAUGAUGGUACACAUCAUCAUGCUGGCCUUGAUUUCUCUGUUUCUCCCCUGAUGAGGAAGUGAGGAGCAGAACAUUUCUAUUCUCCAAAACCGCCUGUCUCUGACCCUCAUGAUGUCUGAGCCUGACUCUUUCCUCACACUCCAUCUAUUCCUGCCUGGGAGAAGUCCCCUAGGUAUGUUGUGUUAGUUUCUUAGGGCUACCAUUACAAGAUACCACAAAUUGGGUGGCUUAACACAAGAGAAACUUAUUGUAUCACAGUUUUGGAAGCCAAAAUCUGAAAUCAAAGUGAGUGCAGGAACAUGAUUUCUUGAAGGCUCUAGGGAAGAAUCUUUCUUUGCCACUUCUUAGGUGCUGGUGGUGGUUGCUGGCAAUCCUUGUUGUUCCUUAGUUCGUGACCAUGUGACUCCAGUCUCUGCUUCUGUCUUCACAUGACAUUCUACCUUGUUAUAAAACUUCCAAUAUGACUCUAUCUUAACUUGAUUACAUCUGCAAAGACUCUGUUUCAUAGGAUCACAUUUAUAGGUUGUGGGGUUUUAGACUAUUUGGGAGGGAUACAAUUGAAACUAUAAAAUAUGGUGAGUGUGGUCUGAAAAUCAAGAGAAUAUGAAACAUGGCUAAUUUGGAAAAAUAUACAAAGUAUUAUGAUUCAGGAUACAGGGUUAGAUUCCAGCCUUCACAUGUAAUUCUUUUAGUAGUCUAGGUUACAUCUAUAAACUUCCUGAAGUUCAACUUUAUUAUUAGUAAAAGUGUCAAGUCUGGAUUUGUAAGGCUUUGA